Rotaria socialis is the source of this 288-nucleotide messenger RNA. The record is from the annotation of a GenBank genome assembly. Lineage: Eukaryota; Metazoa; Rotifera; Eurotatoria; Philodinida; Philodinidae.
AUGUCACAAUCACGUGAUACUUAUGAUGAUCGUCAACCCAUAUGGGAGAAGCGUCGGACGGAAAGGAGUGCAGAUACCAUCGUCCGUAAAAAGUCAAAGACGAAAGAAACUAGUGCACGUGGACCCCAGCGCUGGCCCCAACGGGCGAUAAGCCUAUGGGACCUUUAUUAUUACUAUAUUGACGAGCUAGAGCGAGGAAGUUCAUCACUUCAUCAUCGUCAUCAUUUUUACAGCGUGCUUGUUACGACCUGUGGACAUGACCAUAACUUGCAACCUUAUGGACGUUGA